AUGGCGACAUUAUUCCACCCUCGGCGUCCGCCCGGCCGUCGCAUCCCCUGGGUCUGGCCUCUCCUAGGCCUCUUGUUCACACUGUAUCUCUUUUUCGGCCGUUCAGACUCAACAGCAUCAUCUUCUUCAUCUACCAGCACCAAUUCCUCCACCCGCCCGGACCACGCCCCGCAUAAUGCCACGGCCCCCUGCCCUUCCAUCCCCGGCAUGGAGGACAUCCUGGUGAUCCUGAAAACCGGCGUCACGGAAGCGCGCGACAAAGUGCCCACGCACCUCCAAACCACCCUCCGCUGCGUCCCACACUCCGUUAUUUUCUCGGACUACGCGGAGGAAAUCGACGGUGUGCCGGUGCAUGACGUCCUUCGUGAUAUUCCGGACCCGGUUAAGUGGAUGAAUGAGGAGUUCAACGUCUACCAGCGCGUGCGACAGGCGGGGCGAGCGGCACUGACUCGUGCGGAUUUGAACGAGGAUGUGAACACAGUAUUCGGGAAACCGAAUAACCCUGGCUGGAAGCUUGAUAAGUGGAAGUUUCUGCCCAUGAUCGACGAGGCGCUGAAGCAGCCGAAGAAGGCGAAAUGGUACGUGUUCAUGGAAGCCGAUACGUAUUUCGUGUGGCCGAACUUGGUCGCUUGGUUAGCGCAGCUGGACCAUCGACGGCCGUAUUAUCUAGGUAAUCAGAUGCAGAUCCUGGACGUGUUGUUUGCGCACGGAGGCUCGGGGAUCGUCUUGUCGCGACCGGCGAUGGAGAGGGCCGCCGCGACGAGACGCAGGGACGUCGCGAGGUGGGAUAGCAUUACGCGCGAGAACUGGGCCGGGGAUUGUGUACUGGGUCAGUUGCUUGCUGAGUCUGGGGUCGGAUUGCUCUGGUCGUGGCCGGCGUUGCAGAUCGGGCCGCCCUCGGAGUUGGAUUAUUUCUCGCCGGAUUACUAUAAGACGCCGUGGUGUUAUGCGCCUGUUACGUUUCAUCAUUUGACGCUUCCUGACGUUAUUCGGCUCUGGCGCUUGGAUCGCGAGUGGUUUGGCGGGGGGAGGGAGUUGUUGCUCUAUCGCGAUGUGUUCCUCCAGGUCGUACAGCCGCAGUUGACGGGUGUGCGGUAUGAUUGGGAUAAUCGCGUUGCGCCGCAGAAUUCGAUCUCGAGUCGCAGUCGCAGCUCGGUCGAGUGUCGAAGGAAGUGCCUGGCGGACCCGGAUUGUGUGCAGUAUGCCCAGCAGGCCGAUACCUGCUGGGUGUCUGCCACGGCGAAGUUGGGGAGUGCGGCGACGGGCAUCAGUUCGGGCUGGAUCCCGGAGAGGAUCGAUGCUUUGGUGCAGGAGAUGGGGUCGUGUCCGCAGGCGCUGUGGGUGGUCUAG
Molecule: messenger RNA, 1350 nt
Organism: Aspergillus affinis
Lineage: Eukaryota; Fungi; Ascomycota; Eurotiomycetes; Eurotiales; Aspergillaceae
Product: glycosyltransferase family 31 protein
Exons: 1
Coding region: 1-1350 (449 amino acids)
Cellular component (GO): membrane
Molecular function (GO): glycosyltransferase activity
Source: RefSeq, a predicted model, not a curated record